Molecule: messenger RNA, 2424 nt
Organism: Microcebus murinus (gray mouse lemur)
Lineage: Eukaryota; Metazoa; Chordata; Mammalia; Primates; Cheirogaleidae
Gene: EFEMP1
Product: EGF-like fibulin extracellular matrix protein 1
Molecular function (GO): calcium ion binding
Source: RefSeq, a predicted model, not a curated record
AACCCUCAGAAGCUCUCUGGGAGAGAUGUGAUCCCCUCCUUGGGGCACAAGAAAUCACCCUGGAGGCUGGGAGCAUCCCGAAGGCUGAUGCAAACCUAGGACAUCACAUGCCAAAUGUGCCCUCUUUGGCCUGGGGUCCCCCCCCAGGCUGGAAACUGAGGAGCAGGCGAGGCAGGGCAGGCUGGGCGGCGGAGAGGGCCGGGAGCCGGGGCGCAGAGCGAGCUGCGCGGCGCGCUCUCCCGCGGGCUUGCAGCGCUUGGCUCAGCGCUUGCGCCUCCCUCGGCUCUCUCCUCCGCCCCCCUUCGCCCUCCUUCGCCCUCCCCCUUUCCCUCCCUUUCUCCUCCUCCUCCUGCCGCCGGGGCCGCUGCCAGACCUCGCCAGUUCAGACCCACGGGGCUGCCCUUCCCUGCGCACUCCCCUCGCUGCCCGGGCCCGGAGCGCAGCGCGGCCGCGCAGAUUCACAAUGUUGAAAGCCCUUCUCCUAACCAUGCUGACUCUGGCGCUGGUCAAGUCACAGGACACCGAAGAAACCAUCACGUACACGCAAUGCACUGACGGAUAUGAGUGGGACCCUGUGAGACAGCAGUGCAAAGAUAUUGAUGAAUGUGACAUUGUCCCAGACGCUUGCAAAGGUGGAAUGAAAUGUGUCAACCACUAUGGAGGAUACCUCUGCCUUCCUAAAACAGCCCAGAUUAUUGUCAAUAACGAACAGCCUCAGCAAGAAACACCAGCAGCCGAAGCAAACUCAGGGGCAACCACCGGGGGUGUAGCUGCCAGCAGCAUGGCGACCAGCGGAGUGUUGCCUGGGGGUGGUUUUGUGGCCAGUGCUGCUGCAGUCGCAGGCCCUGAAGUGCAGACAGGCCGAAAUAACUUUGUCAUCCGCCGGAAUCCAGCUGACCUUCAGCGCAUCCCCUCCAACCCUGCCCACCGCAUCCAGUGCGCAGCAGGCUAUGAGCAGAGUGAGCACAACGUGUGCCAAGACAUAGAUGAGUGUGCCGCAGGGACACACAACUGCAGAGCAGACCAAGUGUGCAUCAAUUUACGAGGCUCCUUCGCGUGUCAGUGUCCCCCCGGGUAUCAGAAGCGAGGGGACCAGUGUGUAGACAUAGAUGAAUGUACCAUCCCUCCGUAUUGCCACCAGAGAUGCGUGAACACACCAGGCUCGUUUUAUUGCCAGUGCAGUCCAGGGUUUCAGUUGGCAGCAAACAACUACACCUGCGUAGAUAUAAAUGAAUGUGAUGCCAGCAAUCAAUGUGCUCAGCAAUGCUACAACAUUCUUGGUUCAUUCAUCUGUCAGUGUAAUCAAGGAUACGAGCUAAGCAGUGACAGGCUCAACUGUGAAGACAUUGAUGAAUGCAGAACCUCAAGCUACCUGUGUCAAUAUCAAUGUGUUAAUGAACCUGGGAAAUUCUCAUGUAUGUGCCCCCAGGGAUACCAAGUGGUAAGAAGUAGAACAUGUCAGGAUAUAAAUGAAUGUGAGACCACAAAUGAAUGCCGGGAGGAUGAAAUGUGUUGGAAUUAUCAUGGCGGCUUCCGUUGUUACCCACGAAAUCCUUGUCAAGAGCCCUACAUUCUAACAUCAGAGAACCGGUGUGUUUGCCCAGUCUCAAGUGCCAUGUGCCGAGACCUGCCCCAGUCCAUAGUCUACAAGUACAUGAGCAUCCGAUCUGAUAGGUCUGUGCCAUCAGACAUCUUCCAGAUACAGGCCACAACUAUUUACGCCAACACUAUCAAUACUUUUCGGAUUAAAUCUGGAAACGAAAAUGGAGAGUUCUACCUAAGACAAACAAGUCCUGUAAGUGCAAUGCUUGUGCUUGUGAAGUCACUGUCAGGACCGAGAGAAUAUAUCGUGGACCUGGAGAUGCUGACAGUCAACAGUAUAGGGACCUUCCGCACAAGCUCCGUGCUGAGAUUAACAAUAAUAGUGGGGCCAUUUUCAUUUUAGUCUUUUAUAAGAGUCUACCACAGGCAUUUAAGUCAGCCAAAGAAUAUUGUUACCUUAAAGCACUAUUUUAUUUAUAGAUAUAUCUAGUACAUCUACAUCUCUAUACUGUACACUCACCCAUAAUUCAAACAAUUACACCAUGGUAUAAAGUGGGCAUUUAAUCUGUAAAGAUGCAAAGUUUGUCUUUAUUAUUGUAUGUAAAUUAGACAUUAAUCCACUAAACUGGUCUUCUUCAAGAGAGCUAAGCAUACACUAUCCGGUGAAACUUGGAUUCUUUCCUAUAAAAGUGGGACCAAGCAAGGAUGAUAUUCUGUGGUGCUUGAAGAAACUUAUCACAGCUCCACUGACAACCUUAUAAGGAGGCAGCCAUCAUAACAUUGAAUAGCAUGCAAGGGCAAGAAUGAGUUUUUUAACUGCUUUGUAAGAAAAUGGGAAAAGUCAAUAAAAAUAUAUUUCUUUAGAAAAUGAGGAUCUACCAU